AUGGACAAAAUUCCACGAACGCAUGAAGCCAUUGAAGCUCAAAUACGGGAAAUUCAAUCAAAGAAAGCACCAGAAGUACCUGAGAAUGGUUCAGGGAAAGGCGUAUCAUUAGCAGACACCUACUAUGACAGCGAUAUUUAUGAUAGUACAGGGCAGACUGGAAAGUCACGAUAUGAUGGUUAUGUGACAUCCAUUGCUGCUAAUGACGAAAAUGAAGAUGAAGAUGUUGAAAAUGUUCCUGUUACGCAAAAGAGACCAGGAUAUACUGCGCCUGCCUCCUUAUUAAAUGACAUUGCACAGAGUGAUAAAGAUUAUGAUCCCUUUGCUGAAAAACGACGACCAACAAUUGCUGAUAGGGAAGAUGAAUACCGACAAAAACGGCGUAGGAUGAUAAUAUCUCCAGAGAGAGUAGACCCAUUUGCAGAAGGUGGGAAAACUCCUGAUGUUGGAUCUAGGACCUACACAGAAAUUAUGAAAGAGCAGUAUCUAAGAGCUGAAGAAACAGAACUACGUAAGAAACUUAUUGAAAGAGCUCGUGAAGGCACACUAAAACCAGUGGCUCAAGCUAAUGGUGAAGCAGCUAAACCUGCUGCAAAACGUAAAGGUCGCUGGGAUCAAAGCACUGAAGAGACACCAACAUUAAAGAAAGCAGUUGUGUCUGCUACACCAAGCUCUCAGGCCACACCUUCCUGGGAAAAUGAGCGAGGUGGCUGGGAAGAGACGCCUGGAGGUGGUGCAAGGGGUGGAGAGACGCCCGGCGCCACACCCUCAGCACGAGUGUGGGACGCUACCCCAGGACAUGCGACUCCUGGCCACGCCACUCCUGGUAGGGAGACACCUGCACACCAUGCAUCCAGACGUAACAGAUGGGAUGAAACACCCAAAACUGACAGAGAGACACCUGGACACAGUAGUGGUUGGGCUGAGACGCCACGUACGGAUCGUGGAGUCGGAGUUGAUACAAUUCAAGAGACUCCCACUCCUGGGACCAAACGACGUUCGCGUUGGGACGAGACACCAGGAGCUACACCAGCAGCAGCUACUCCUACACCUUCGCACGCUACUCCAUCCCAUGCCACGCCUUCUCAUGCAACGCCUGCUCACGCCACGCCCACUCCAGGGUCUCACACACCUAUUUUUACUCCGGGCGGUUCAACUCCAGUAGGGGUUAAAGCAAUGGCCAUGGCGACGCCUACUCCCGGCCAUAUAGCUGCCAUGACCCCGGAGCAACUUCAAGCUUACCGUUGGGAGAAAGAGAUAGAUGAACGCAACAGGCCCUACACGGAUGAAGAACUCGAUGCCAUGUUCCCACCUGGGUACAAGGUUUUGCCUCCUCCGGCGGGUUACGUCCCAAUAAGGACGCCGGCUAGAAAGCUGACCGCAACGCCUACACCGUUGGCUGGUACCCCAAUCGGCUUUUUCAUGCAGACGGAGGAAGUCGGGGGCUCCGCGGCAGCCGCGGCGCGACUUCUAGACCCGCAACCGAAAGGCUCGCAGCAGCUGCCCUUCAUGAAGCCAGAGGAUGCGCAGUACUUCGACAAGCUGCUUAUUGACGUCGACGAAGACACGCUGUCACCAGAAGAGCUCAAGGAAAGAAAGAUUAUGAAACUGCUGCUUAAGAUCAAGAACGGAACUCCACCAAUGUGUAAGGCUGCGCUUCGACAAAUAACAGACAAAGCUCGUGACUUCGGCGCUGGUCCACUUUUCAAUCAAAUACUGCCGCUCCUCAUGAGCCCCACUCUUGAAGACCAAGAGCGUCAUUUACUUGUCAAAGUUAUCGAUCGGAUCCUUUAUAAAUUGGACGAUUUGGUUCGACCUUAUGUACAUAAGAUAUUAGUCGUUAUCGAGCCUCUUUUGAUUGACGAAGAUUACUACGCCCGCGUUGAAGGUCGUGAGAUCAUUUCAAACUUGGCCAAAGCUGCUGGAUUGGCCACGAUGAUCUCCACAAUGAGACCCGAUAUCGACAACAUUGAUGAAUAUGUGCGAAACACGACGGCUAGGGCGUUUGCCGUAGUUGCCUCUGCUUUAGGUAUUCCAUCUCUCUUGCCGUUUUUGAAAGCCGUGUGUAGAUCGAAGAAGUCGUGGCAAGCGAGGCAUACGGGUAUCAAGAUUGUGCAGCAAAUCGCUAUUCUGAUGGGAUGCGCCAUCUUGCCGCAUCUCAAAUCUCUUGUAGAAAUCAUUGAACAUGGUUUGGUUGACGAGCAACAAAAGGUGCGUACAAUUACCGCCUUGGCUAGCGCUGCCUUGGCCGAAGCAGCUACACCCUACGGUAUUGAGUCUUUCGAUUCCGUGCUAAAGCCCCUAUGGAAGGGUAUAAGAACCCAUAGAGGAAAAGGUCUUGCCGCUUUCCUUAAGGCUAUCGGAUACCUCAUUCCGCUUAUGGAUGCUGAAUACGCAAACUAUUAUACCCGGGAAGUGAUGCUCAUUCUAAUUCGUGAGUUCCAGUCGCCUGAUGAGGAAAUGAAGAAAAUUGUCUUAAAGGUAGUGAAACAGUGUUGCGGUACGGACGGUGUUGAACCACAGUACAUUAUGGACGAGAUUUUGCCGCACUUCUUCAAACACUUUUGGAAUCACCGAAUGGCUCUCGACAGGCGGAACUAUCGUCAACUGGUCGAUACUACUGUUGAAAUUGCUAACAAGGUUGGAGCUUCAGAGAUUAUAAAUAGGAUUGUAGAUGAUUUGAAGGACGACAACGAACAGUAUAGGAAGAUGGUAAUGGAAUCCAUUGAGAAGAUUUUAGCUAAUCUCGGGGCUGCGGACAUAGAUUCUAAGCUGGAAGAAGCGCUUAUCGACGGCAUACUCUACGCUUUCCAAGAACAGACUACAGAGGAUGUUGUAAUGCUGAAUGGUUUUGGUACCAUAGUGAAUCAACUGGGGAAGCGUGUGAAACCAUAUUUGCCCCAGAUCUGUGGUAUCAUUCUGUGGCGCAUGAACAACAAGUCGGCUAAAGUGCGUCAACAAGCUGCCGAUCUCAUAUCUAGAAUUGCUGUAGUGAUGAAAACAUGCCAGGAGGAAAAACUAAUGGGUCACCUUGGUAUAGUGCUGUAUGAAUAUCUCGGUGAGGAGUACCCAGAAGUGCUGGGGUCCAUUUUGGGCGCUUUGAAAGCUAUUGUCAACGUCAUCGGGAUGACCAAAAUGACGCCGCCUAUCAAAGACCUUCUUCCUAGAUUGACACCAAUAUUGAAGAACAGACAUGAAAAAGUGCAAGAAAACUGUAUAGACUUAGUGGGCCGUAUAGCAGACAGGGGACCUGAGUUUGUAUCGGCGAGGGAAUGGAUGAGGAUAUGUUUCGAGCUCUUGGAACUGUUAAAGGCGCACAAGAAAGCGAUCAGAAGAGCGACAGUUAACACCUUCGGUUACAUCGCCAAAGCUAUCGGACCACACGACGUACUUGCCACGUUGUUGAAUAACCUGAAAGUACAAGAGAGACAAAACAGAGUGUGCACCACUGUCGCUAUUGCAAUUGUCGCGGAGACUUGUUCGCCGUUCACGGUGUUGCCAGCGCUUAUGAACGAGUAUCGUGUCCCCGAGCUCAAUGUUCAAAAUGGUGUGCUCAAGUCGCUGUCCUUCCUCUUUGAGUACAUUGGUGAGAUGGGCAAGGACUAUAUCUAUGCUGUGUGCCCUCUUUUGGAAGAUGCAUUAAUGGACAGGGACCUCGUGCAUCGGCAGACAGCGUGCGCUGCUAUUAAGCACAUGGCUUUGGGCGUGUACGGUUUCGGCUGUGAAGACGCCCUUGUACAUUUGCUAAAUCACGUUUGGCCCAACAUUUUCGAGACUUCGCCUCAUCUAGUACAAGCCUUUAUGGAUGCCGUUGAAGGGAUGAGAGUGGCUCUCGGUCCUAUUAAGAUUUUACAAUAUGCUCUACAGGGCUUAUUUCACCCGGCAAGAAAAGUUCGAGACGUGUACUGGAAAAUCUACAACACACUGUACAUAGGAGGCCAAGAUGCACUGGUCGCAGGUUAUGCCAGAAUACAAAAUGAUCCAAAUAAUCACUUUGUUCGAUAUGAAUUAGAUUAUAUAUUGUAA
Leptosia nina is the source of this 4026-nucleotide messenger RNA. NCBI's taxonomy places the organism in Eukaryota, Metazoa, Arthropoda, Insecta, Lepidoptera, Pieridae. The record is from the annotation of a GenBank genome assembly.